AUGGGCUCCGUGGUGGAUACCACAACGUUCAGCAAAGACCAGCUGUUAAAAUAUUUCGAUCACAUCAAGCUGCCUCAAAAAUACCGACAGGACGAUGUGCCUCGCGACCUUUCGCUAUUGACCGCCUUGCAUAUCCACCAGAUCGCUGCCAUCCCCUACGAGAACUUGCUCUUGCAUUAUUCACAACACAAGACCGUCGAUCUGAACCCUCAAACACUCUUCACAAAGUUCAUUGAAAAUGGGCGCAACCGUGGCGGGUAUUGCAUGGAGGGAUCGCUCUUCUUCAUGCACAUCCUGCGCAGCCUGGGCUUCGAGGUAUACCCUACUGGGGUAAGGAUCCGGCUCCGGGAGGACGGGAUACCGAAAGGCGACUUUGUGGGCAUGACGCAUAUGGUCCUUGUCAUCGAGUUUCCGGGCGGUGAGGAGUGCGAAAAGUAUAUCUGUGACGUCGCAUUCGGCGGUGAUGGCCCGACUGCGCCGAUGCCGUUGAAGGCCGGGCCAAUUACCAAGAACCUCGGGUCACAAGAGGUCCGCUUCGUGCGCGAGCGCGUCCAGGGAUCAGUCAGGCACGAGUUCUGGGUUUAUCAGUACCGGAACUCAGCCACCAAGCCGUGGAACUCGUUCUAUGCGUUCAACGACACGGAGUUCCUUGAGGUUGAUUUCAACGUGAUCAACUUUUUUACUAGCAAGUCAGGGAGCUUCCAAAACUUCACCAUCAUGCUCGUAAAGUUCUUACUAGGCCAAGACGAGCAGACGGGAGAGGGCAAGAUCGCUGGCAAGGUAAUGCUGGUCAACGGGACUGUCAAGCGGAACAUGGGCGGGAAGACGGAGAUCGUUCAGGCAUGCACUACUGAGGCUGAGCGGGUGAGAGCACUCAAAACCUGGUUUGGGAUCACCUUGACGGAUGAAGAAGUUGCCGGAAUUCAGGGAUCUGCGACUGAGCUGAAAGAGGUUGAAGUCAUAGCUGCAUGA
This is a messenger RNA of Diaporthe batatas, 972 nucleotides long. RefSeq lists its product as uncharacterized. Lineage: Eukaryota; Fungi; Ascomycota; Sordariomycetes; Diaporthales; Diaporthaceae. The transcript has a single exon. Bases 1 to 972 code for a protein of 323 amino acids. Gene Ontology annotation, molecular function: acetyltransferase activity. The record is from RefSeq and is a predicted model, not a curated record.